Molecule: messenger RNA, 860 nt
Organism: Harmonia axyridis
Lineage: Eukaryota; Metazoa; Arthropoda; Insecta; Coleoptera; Coccinellidae
Product: zinc finger HIT domain-containing protein 3-like
Exons: 3
Coding region: 108-500 (130 amino acids)
Molecular function (GO): protein binding
Source: RefSeq, a predicted model, not a curated record
UUGAAUUUCAACAGUCGCUGUUAUUACAUAUAGACGUAAUUUUUUGUGUUACAAUAACGUUAUAUGAAAUUUUUCAAUUGUAUACAAAUUUUGAGAAAUAUAGAAAAAUGAAGUGUGACAUAUGUGGAAUUUCCGACAAAAAAUACAAAUGUCCUGUUUGUCUGAUAAAUUAUUGUUCAAAAGAAUGUUUUGGAAAACAUAAGGAGAAAUGCAGUAAGGAAAUCAGUGAAUCAAAAGGUCCUGAAUUGAAGAAACCUCGUGUUUCUGUUUCUGCCCCAAAAGAAAGUAUUAACUUGGAAGUACCUGAUGAAAAAUUAGAAUUGUUAGGUCAGUCUGAAGAACUCAAAGAUUUGCUUAAAAAUCAACAUCUACGAAAAUUGCUCAAAAUUGUUGAUGGAAGUAAAGAUCCUGAAAAAAUUAUGCAAAUGGCAAUGUUAGAGCCUUUAUUCGUAGAAUACGUAGAUGUUUGUAUGAGUUUAGUUAAUGAAGAAUCCUCGUAAGCAGAUAUGGAUUUCACCAAAAACUGAAUACCCUAAAGAAGAGAAGAUUGAAAAGAAAACACUUGAGGAAGUCUUGAAUAUAUCAUAUGAUGUUUCUCGAUUUCAAAAGGUUAAUCGGAAGUUGUUAGAUUUGUUGCAGAAAAUUUGUGCCGAGUAUCCAUUAAAAUGGAUUCUGAUGACGAUGCUUCAAAUUUUGGGAGAUGUGUUUUAAGAAUGAAUAAAUAAUAUUAAAAUAAGAUUCUGAUCAUUAUUCUGAAUUUUAAUUUUUUUUUUAUCCUGUAAUAAUUUGAUAGGGAUGUCAAAUUCCAUUUUUUUUUCAAAUUAUAUCAAUUUUUGUUGAAAUAUAAAUAUUUAAAUAUA